Molecule: messenger RNA, 3908 nt
Organism: Girardinichthys multiradiatus
Lineage: Eukaryota; Metazoa; Chordata; Actinopteri; Cyprinodontiformes; Goodeidae
Product: hemicentin-1-like
Exons: 18
Coding region: 34-3375 (1113 amino acids)
Biological process (GO): cell surface receptor signaling pathway
Molecular function (GO): transmembrane signaling receptor activity
Source: RefSeq, a predicted model, not a curated record
UUCCUCUUCUGCACUUCAUUGCAUGAGAGUUAAAUGACUCAGCUCAGCAACACAACCUCCUCAUGUGAGGCUCAAUGGAAAAUGUGGCUUCUACAGGUCUUCGUGCUUAUAUAUUUGACCACUGUCUGUGCAGCUCAGGAAAGCGUUAGCCCAACUCCUCCAGUUGAAACGGAUGCAACUUUUAUGGCCACAACUGCCUAUGAUCCUCCUGUGCCUAGCCUGCACCUAGCGUCCGGUUCCUCAGAUGUCUUCACGUCAGAGAAAGUGAUAUUAAGUUGUAAUGUCAGCGGCAGCUCUGGCUGGACCUUCACCUGGCAGAAAGAUGGUCAACCGCUGAAUCAAAAUGCAGAUUUUUCUUUUCCAGGUGAUGGUUCAGUGCUUACAAUAACUGCAAAUAAAAAAGAUCUUACUGGUAAAUAUGCCUGCAAAGGACAUGACCAGAGAAAGGGCGAUGAUACUAAAACUAGUCAACUGGUUGAGGUCAAAGUUGCUGAGCUACCCACACUCACUCUGAAACGGGAUACUCCCUGGGCAGAUGUGUUCGAAGGUGAAGCAGUGAGUUUUAGAUGUGAACCGCCCAGCUCUCACUGGAAUAUCAUCUGGCACAAAGACCAAAAACCUAUGAAUGAAAAAGGAUCAUCAUUCAUCAUCAAGACAGUUACUAAAAGUGAUGAAGGAAAAUAUACAUGCCAAGCCCAGUUUAAAUCAAGAUCAGUCAUCUCCGGAUUCAGCAACACAGAAAGUCUAAAUGUUAAUCCAAACAACCCAAAGGUCUCUCUAAUCCGAAAACUAGACUAUGACAAAUUGUACCCUGAAGAAUCGAUCGAAUUCACAUGCAAUGUCAACUUAAUCUCUGAAUGGAAAUAUGAGUGGUAUCACAAUGGGACGAAAAUCGAAGGCUCCAGCAAUAAGAACUAUAUCAUAGUCUCUGUGACUUAUGACAACAACGGAGAGUACGAAUGCAAAGUCAAGAGAGGCGAAGGACCAGUAUACAUUAGUAAUAACAUAUCAGUACAAGUCGCUGACAGACCUACCCCAACUCUAAAGCUGGAGACCCCCUGGUCAGAUGUGUUUGAAACUGAAGUGUUGAAAUUUAGCUGUGAAGUACCCAGCACCGAAUGGACAGUUACCUGGUACAGGGACCAACAUAAUCUGAAAGAAGGACCAUCUCUCGAGAUCACUUCUGUCAGAGACGAAGAUGGAGGAAAAUAUACCUGCAAAGCUCAGCUGACAUCCAGAAAAGUCUGGUCUGGUCCGAGUAAUCCAGUAGUUAUCAAUGUGCGGGAAAAGCCCAUGCCCGUGUUGACCAAAAGCCCAAGCUUCCCUAUGAUGUACCCUGGAGAAUCUAUCAAUUUCACAUGUACUGUUGGUGUGUUCUCUGGAUGGGAAUAUGAGUGGUAUCAUAAUGGGAACAAAGUCCUAUUUCCCAGCAGUAGUACCAAUAGUAUAGGAAAUCUGUCUCAUGACAACAGUGGAGAGUAUCGAUGCGUGGCUAAGAGAGGCGCGCUGAGAACAAACAGUCGCUCUGUUUCCCUGCAAGUUUCUAAUCCACCUAAGCCGAUUCUGAAGCUGCUAAGUCCCUGGCAGAAUGUUUUUGAAAAUGAGACCUUGAAGUUCAGCUGUGACGUGAGCAGUUCUGAGUGGAUCUUUACCUGGUACAGAGGUCAAGCUAAACUCCAAAAUAACUCACGUCUGAUACAAAAUGAAAAAGGGUCAAUGCUCAACAUCUCAGCUGUCAGAUCAAGUGAUCAAGGGCAGUACACCUGCAAAGCUCACCUUAAACAAAGAGUAGUCAUCUCUGAAUCCAGCUACAUAUCUGUGUCAGUUUAUGACAGAAUACCAACACCCACAUUAAACAUAAAACCAUUGUUUACCCCAAUGUAUAUUGGAGAAACUGUGAAAUUAAAUUGCGCAGUAAGUGUUUCCUCUGACUGGAGUUAUGAAUGGUACAAAGAUGGAACCCCCGAUCCCCACAAAACUGGCAAAGAGAUCAGCAUAAAAGUGAAUCUUUCUGAUAAAGGAGGAUAUUCUUGCAAAGCCAAAAGAGGUGAAAAAACAUUAACAGGACAUAGUAAUACAGUACAACUAGACGUUCAAGAAAUUCCUGUUCCCUUACUGAAGCCAAAAACCCAGUGGCUGGAUGUGUUCCCCUCUGAGGGAGUGGAGCUGAGCUGUAGUAUGCCAGGAAGCUCUGGCUGGACAUUCACGUGGUACAAAAAUCCAGCAGAUGAUGCUAAAGACACUACCACUAUGAGUAAUGAGGGAGAAAGUCUUUCCAUCACUAAUGCUAAAGCCAUGCACAGAGGAAAGUACACGUGCUCGGGAAAACUGAAGGAGAGGUUUGUUAGCAGCAAGAACAGCUCUGAAGUCACACUUCAUGUCUAUGAUGAAAAACCAACAGUCACACUGCAGCAGAAUCCCGAGGAUAAUUUGAUGCACACCAGCGAUUAUAUCUCCUUCACCUGUCAUGUCAAUGUCUCCUCUGGAUGGAAUUAUGUAUGGUACAAAGAUAAAAACCCUAUUGACACAUCUGGAAUUGUUCACAACAUCAGUUCUGCUAAGACAUCACAGAGUGGAUCAUAUCAAUGCCAAGUUAAAAGAGGAGCAAAAACAAUGUUUUGGUCAGAAAACAGUCAAGCUGUAAAACUUACAAUUGCAGAGCGCCCAAAGGCAGGAAUAACCCUGUUAACUGGCUGGUCUGAGGUCUUUUCCACUGACAGCUUAGUUCUACAAUGUGAUGUGGAUGAAUCGAACAAAUGGAACUACACAUGGUUUAAAGAGGACAAAGAACUCUAUUCCUCAUUGAAAUAUACAGUCACACCUCAGGAUGACCCUGAGCAGAGCCUAUACACCUGCCAGGGCUUUAGCGACAAGAGACCACUGUAUUCAAAACCCAGUGACUCCUACAGAACCAAGAACCUCCUUUUAAAGAGGAGGAUCCUUCUUUCUAUCUCUGGCUGUCUUUUCUUUGGUAUCAUAGCAGUUUUCAUUGGAUGCAUUGCCCUAAGAAUCUUCCGCAAACCAGUUGCUGUGGGUGACAAGCAACAGGAGCCCAAUCUGUUUCUCACCAUGGCUCAGUUAAAGGAUCGAAACGAUGCACCCAGUCCUCUGAUUGAGUACAUCACUGAAGCAGAUCUGAAUCCACCUGACAAAGAGGGAGAAGAGAAUGGCACGAGUUGCAAUGAAACAACACCACUCCCAAUAUCUUCACCGGAAGAGCAAGGUAUUCUUUUCAGACUACAAUGUAAUUCUCUAAUAAGGAUGAUUAUGCUGUACCAAACAGAAAACAAUUCCGCAUCUUUGUUUUCAGCUGUGACCACCAACGGCAAGGACACAACAGAAAACGGUGGCGGAAUGGUUUCCUUUCUACACUGAAUUAUCUGAAAAUGACCCCAAUGUUGUUGUGGUUGCCACAACCCUAAAAUGUUGUUCACUGGUGGUUACAUAUAUUUGAGAGACAAAUGCGCCAUCGCCAGGGCCCAACGUAAAGUCCUCUGUCAUGGCUUUCGAGUCAGCAAACUUGUGACUUGUCUGCAUUACAUGAAAAAGUGUUAGUUGUUCAAGCAAAUAGGUGCUUUUUUUAAUAGUCAACAUUUUCAGAUUCAACUCAUUAAAAUGUGUGUAGAUCUGCUUUGUAUAAAUAACCUGGUAAAACACAUUUAUUUUAGAGUUGUGAAUAUUUUUAGUGCAUCUUUGUUUAUCAUUUGGUUCGUGCUUCAGUUCUCCAAACAGACACCGGAUGUCAGCAUAACUUCUUCCAGUUUUGUUUUUCAUAUUGUAAAUGGUUCAUAACUGAAUUUAAUUGAUUUGUUCUUAAAAAAGUGACUGGUUGCAUAUUGUUUGAUAUAUUCAUCUCAAAAUUUUGCACCUUCAUGUAUUAAUUUUUAAAAAUAAAAGUAUAAAAUGUU